UUUUUUCCAAUAUGGCGGAAGUUUUGGUGUUGAACGCAUAUUAAAUUUAUUAACUUUUAUAGUUUUAAUGUUUUAAUAAAUUGAUAGUUUGAUUGUGAAAAAUAUAUUUCCGACGUACCAAGACAUUACAUAUCAUGUGUAAAGCUCGUUUAUGCGUAUAGAUCAAUAUUAUAUAUUGUCGGUUUCUCGGGACAAGACGUAUAGAAAGAAAAUCGAAAAUCGUCGUGGUGGUGGUCUGGAACGAGACAUAAAAAUAAAACCCCUUUUCAUACUCAAUUUUUCUGAACGGGUAUCUAGAAUAUAGAGGCGACAAAUCAGAACAAAAAAAAAAUUAGCUAUGAAAAUGUCUGUAACUACAUAAAGAUCAUCAACGUCUAUAAAUAUGCUUUAAGUUACAUCUACAUUAAAUCUUAUUAGUUUUGUGCAUAAUUGUAUUAUUCUUCGUUAUUAAAUUAUGAAUAAGUUGGAAUAUCCACGUCGCAAUGGAGCACACAAAAUUCGUAUAACAAUAUUGUGUGCAAGAAAUUUGGUUCGGAAGGAUUUAUUUCGCCAUCCCGAUCCCUUUGCAAAAGUUCAAGUUGAUGGUACUGGGCAAGUGUAUUCAACGGAUAUAAGUAAGUCAACAUUGGAUCCAAAAUGGAAUGCACACUACGAUUUGUUUUUGGGUCGAAACGAUUCCAUUACUAUAACGGUUUGGAAUCAAAGAAAAAUCCACAAAGGUAGCGGAUUUUUGGGCUGUGUGCGAAUAUCAUCUGAUGCAAUACAACGUUUAAAAGGAGCUGGAUUCCAACGUUUGGAUUUAGUCAAAUUUUCAACGGAUGACGAUGAAAUGGUCCGCGGACAAAUAAUUAUUGCCUUUCUUUCGAAGGAUGGUCCAUGUAGUGGUAAUCCCUUGGCUAUAGUUGGCCCUGGUGGAGACGUUCGUGGUCCGUCGGAGGACGACUCAUCAGAGGAUAGUUUACCAGAUGGGUGGGAAGAGCGUAGAACUGGGAAUGGUAGAGUUUAUUAUGUUAACCAUACGACAAAGACCACACAGUGGGAUCGUCCCGGUAAACAAUCAACUUCGCAUCAACAAAUGCCCGCACACCAUCGCUCGACAACUCAAAAUGGUGGUGCGACACAUCAUCCUUCAGGUCCAACACGCUCAACUACAUGCACCAAUUUGCUAAAUGGUCAUAAUAACCGUAAUGGGAGAGAAAACGACGAACGACGUCAUUCAACGGAGAUACUUUCAAUGCCUUCUGUUGCGAAUUCCAUAACAAAUAUUGGCAAAGAGAAUUGCAGCCCCGCCCCAAAUGAUGCUCCAGAAGCCACACCUGCUUCCACAUCCAUGACACCAAACAACAGGAAAACUAACCGCCAACCCCAAAUCUCUAGUUCGGCAACAUCGAAUGCGGCAGGGGCAAACACAAACUCAAUGGAUCAAAGCACAGAGCAAUCAGCGUCCAGUUCUGGCCCUCAAACGCCCCGCCACAAUCAAUCUCUAAAAGAUAGUCACGGAAAACAACCAAAGCAUGGAACUCCAGCUCCAACCAUACUUACAAAUGGCCAUGGUAAUGUAGAGUCUGCCAAUACAACAACGCCCCAGCGAGUUCAACAGAAUCAAACUGCCCAAAAUCUAACGAAUGGUAAUUCAUCAUGUGGCGGCAGUCCGCAGGCUGCUCAACCACAAUCAGCUGGAAUGUCACAUGCACAACCAACAAGUUGGAAUGCAAAUGAAGGUGACCAGCAACAACAAAACCCGACCCGCUCAAGUCAAAUUACAAAUGGCAACGCCGGCAAUGGAAUUGCAAAUAGUGUGCAAAGUCCAAAUGCCAAUAGUUCGUCGAGCAAUACUACAACAACAGCUACGGUUGUAACACCACCAAAUGCCUCCACAAAUCUCAUAAACAAUCAUAGAGAAAGGGUGUGUGCAGACUCGCCCCGAGGAGGAGGAGGAGAUUCUCGUUCCCAAAACACACCAACAACAUCAUCAUCGACGUCUACAAGUAAUGUGGGCUCUCAACGCUCACAAAGGAGAUCAUCGCGGAAUGCCGAGGAUUCUUCUCGUAGGCGCGGCUCAAGAAGUACACGAUCAAACAACGGUGGACUGAGAUAUUCUGGCGUUGCUGCAGCUAGUGCAAAUCAAGCUGCUAGACCGUUUAUGGACUUACCGCACGGCUAUGAAAUGCGAAUUACACAGCAAGGCCAAGUUUAUUUCUACUACAUACCCACGGCCGUUUCAACGUGGCAUGACCCUCGGAUUCCUCGGGAUUUCCACGCAGACAAUUUGACACUAGAUUCGAUAGGACCAUUGCCAAGCGGUUGGGAACAGCGAAAGACUGCGUCCGGUCGUGUUUACUUUGUAGAUCACAAUAACCGUACAACACAAUUCACGGACCCUCGUUUAAAUGGCAACAUUUUGCAACUAAUAAGACGUGGGGUAGUCCCAGCGGGAAAUUCCGCUAGUACUUCAGGCAACAGUAGUUCUGGCAAUUCAGGAAAUAAUUCAUCUCCUAUCAGUGGGAACAUGAACGGAGGAGGAGCCGGCAAUGGCAGUAUUAUACAACAUUUAUCACCUGCAUCUUCUCAUCCGCUUGCCGCGACCGUUGUGGGAAGUACCACUACGAAUAGCACAACGCCACUGCGAAUUCCCGAGGGACGGGCGGUUCCAGCAGACUUGCCACAAGGUUUGCUGGAAGGUGCCGAUUUGCUACCAAAAUAUCGUAGAGACCUUGUGGGAAAAUUAAGAGCACUGCGCACUGAGUUGCAGGCAUUGCAACCUCAAUCAGGUCACUGCCGAUUGGAAGUAUCUCGCAGCGAGAUAUUUGAAGAGAGUUACAGACUGAUCAUGAAAAUGCGCCCAAAGGAUAUGCGCAAGCGUUUAAUGGUGAAAUUCAAAGGCGAAGAAGGCCUCGAUUACGGCGGUGUUGCCCGCGAGUGGCUACACUUAUUGUCACGAGAAAUGCUCAAUCCGCAAUACGGUUUGUUUCAAUACAGCCGGGAUGAUCAUUACACCCUGCAGAUUAACCCCGACUCUGGCGUUAAUCCUGAUCAUUUGUCAUAUUUUCACUUUGUUGGUCGAACAUUAGGCAUAGCAGUGUUUCAUGGCCACUGCUUAGAUGGAGGUUUUACCACACCAUUCUAUAAGCAAUUGCUAAACAAGCCAAUAACACUCAGUGAUAUUGAAGGAGUCGACCCCGAAUUGCACCGAAGUUUAACGUGGAUGCUUGAGAACAACAUUACCAAUGUCAUCGAAUCGACAUUUAGCGUUGAAAACAACAGCUUCGGAGCACUGGUUGUGCACGAGCUUAAGCCCUCGGGAGCAUCGAUAGCUGUCACCGAGGAAAAUAAACGGGAAUAUGUGAAACUUUAUGUAAACUAUAGAUUUAUGCGUGGCAUUGAACAGCAGUUCUUGGCAUUGCAGAAAGGCUUUUGCGAAUUGAUACCCAGUCAUUUAUUACGUCCAUUUGAUGAACGCGAACUGGAAUUGGUUAUCGGUGGUAUAUCGAGUAUAGAUGUUAAUGAUUGGCGCAAUAAUACCAGGCUGAAACAUUGUACGCCGGAAACAACACAAGUUAUUUGGUUUUGGCAGGUUGUCGAAUCUUAUUCAUCUGAAAUGCGUGCUAGACUUUUACAAUUUGUCACUGGUUCUUCGAGAGUGCCUCUACAAGGUUUCCGUGCGCUACAGGGAUCAACAGGAGCGGUUGGUCCAAGGCUGUUUACUAUUCAUCUAACAGCAGAUGUACCAACACAAAAUCUUCCUAAAGCCCACACAUGUUUCAAUCGCAUCGAUUUGCCACCAUAUGACAGUUAUCAAUUGUUAUACGAUAAACUCACACAAGCUGUGGAGGAGACAUGUGGAUUUGCUGUGGAAUAAUAGUUUUUUUUCGUUUUUAUAUCGUUUUGUUAAAUGUCAAAAUGUGUGAUGAUAGAAUCAAGCGACGAACAAAUUGAGACCAGAAUUUUGAACAUAAAAUAGCAUUGACUACAAUAACAAAACAAAACAAAAAAAAAAUAUAUAUAUAUGUGUAUUAUGACAAACUAUAGCGCCGAUUCAAAUAAUCAAUUAACAAUCAUCCCCGUACGAAUGUGCAUACAAAGUAUGUAUGUAUGUGUCAAUAAAAUAUAUUGUAUAUAAAUAAACACUAUUGGUGAAAAAAUAACAACAAAAAAAAAUAUAUAUAUAUAGUAUAAAAACUA
This is a messenger RNA of Stomoxys calcitrans (stable fly), 4182 nucleotides long. It is a transcript of the gene Smurf, whose product is annotated as E3 ubiquitin-protein ligase Smurf1. Gene Ontology annotation, biological process: ubiquitin-dependent protein catabolic process; negative regulation of BMP signaling pathway. The record is from RefSeq and is a predicted model, not a curated record. Gene Ontology annotation, molecular function: protein binding; ubiquitin-protein transferase activity. The coding region runs from base 455 to 3859 and encodes 1134 amino acids. The transcript has 8 exons. Lineage: Eukaryota; Metazoa; Arthropoda; Insecta; Diptera; Muscidae.